Messenger RNA from Drosophila montana, 258 nucleotides. RefSeq names its product large ribosomal subunit protein uL22-like. Bases 1 to 258 code for a protein of 85 amino acids. Lineage: Eukaryota; Metazoa; Arthropoda; Insecta; Diptera; Drosophilidae. The record is from RefSeq and is a predicted model, not a curated record. The transcript is spliced from 2 exons.
AUGCAUGAUCUGAACUUUAAUGUAGGGAAUUGGAAUCGGAACCAGGGACAAUUUCUUUUCGGUUUGCAGACUGCUGCGAAUGCUGAUUAUGAAGGACUCAGUGCCGCUCGCCUAGUAGUUGAUCACAUUCAGGUCGAGGUCAUUCUGUCCGAGAAGAAGAAGGUCGUCGCCAAGGCUGCCCUCGAUGAGCCCACAAAGAAAAAGCUCUCCAAGAAGAAGCUGCAGCGUCAAAAGAUCAAGCUAUUUCGCUCUGAAUAG